CCAUUCCGAUAUCGAUAGAAAACGCGAGGUGGUGUGAAAGGGCUAUCAACAAAUCCUAGUUUUUUGUUUAUGUUGGGACGUUGUCGGAAAAUUCGGCUGGCUGUUUUCCCGUUUCCCGUCUCCCUCUGCCAUGAAAAGCUGCUAAAAAGGCUAAAUAUAAAAAUCAGCGCAGCGCGGCCAGACCAACAGUCCGCUCUUCGCUCGGUGCAUUGUUUUUCUAGUCGAUAGAAAAUAUGUGAGUCGAGACAGGAACGCAGCAGAAACGCAUCUCGUGUCUGUGUGUAUAUGUAUAUGUACAACGGUGCGCCUGUGUUUUCAUUUGUGUGAGUGCCUGGUACAUGGGAAAAUCAUUAUUAUAAAUGAAAACUGGUGAAAUGUACGACAACCAACUCCCACUUGUACAUGUGCGGGGUGCGCAGUGAAGAAGGGUGUUUACCUCUGUCCGAUUUCCUGUGUGUAUGAGUGCAUGUGUGUGUGUGCGUGCCAGAUAAAGACUUGAAUUUCUGUUGGUUUUUUCCGUCCGUCGGAGGAUAUUAGUGUCGGACGGGAGGAGCCGCAAAUGCGUAAUAUGCUUGCAUAUCCAUUAAUUGCGCAAAAGGUCAAAAGUUAGGCACAACGAAAUGUGGUAGGGACUAUUUGGUCGGUGGGACGGACGGGGCCAGAGACAAAGAGGACGACGAAUUCUGCUGGGUGAAUUCGCCGUGCGGCGAAUUCGGGUGGAAACGACCCCACACACACAAAAGCAGAAAAGGAGCAAAGGACAUCACCGAACUAAAUAGAACUGAAGACUGUCGACGGCCCACAAAUUGAUAAUUAUGUCAGCGGCGGAACUUGAGGCGGAAGCUGCCGCCCAGGAACAGCAGCCCGAGCAGCACAGCAGCAGCGAACCCCACAGCGAACAAACGAACACUGCCAGCGAGGAGACUUUAAGCACAGCCACAAACAACUACAACAACAAUGUGGACAUUGACCAGCAGCUGCAGCAACACGCCCAGAUGCAACAGCAGCAACAGGAGGGGGACAACGGCCUGGCCGGGCUGGGCCUAAGCCUGAUGCAGAACUCGCCACCGCCGCACAGCUAUCGCCAUUCACGAGCCUAUCGCCACUUCAAGAACCCGCCGCAGCCGCACAUGUGCAUCCGCACCACCACGGAGACGGGCGAGGAGCUGUUCAUCAACGUCCUUAGCUGGACGCGCAUUGUGAUACCGCAGGAGCCCAGUGAUCCCAUACCCCUAUACGGAGGCAUGCGCGUGCCGCCUGGCAGCCCGCGUAGUCCACCCAUUGUCUUUGCGGUGAUGGCCAAUCCAGAGGUCCUCAAGGACUCUGGGCGCCACAGCAAAGAUCCAGAGGAGCGACGCGCAAUGGUUGAGCUAAUGUGCGACUUCGUGGAGGCUAUGAAUCCCGGCGUGAAACUAGUCAGAAAUGCCGUCAUACUCAAAGAUCGGGACAUUUCCGGCGAGCUGAAAGAUGUCUGGAAUGCCGUACAGGCCCAGCGGGACCGCGAGCGUGAGGAGCAAAUGCUGCAGCAGCGACAGCAGCAGCACUACCAGAACAUCACCACACAGCAAAUGUUUCCCAAAUCGCCGGAUGCGGCACGAGCUGCCAGUGCCGGCGCCGGGUUGAACGAGGCCAGCUCUCCACCGGCUCACAUUGGAGAGCCGCUGAUGGCAGAGCAUGGUAAUGCCAAUGGCAUCACAUUGGCAGUGUUUGCCCAGCAGCUGGACAACAAGGUGGCCAGCGAGCAGACAGAACAGCAGCAGCAGCAGCACGUGGAGUCGCUGGCAACCAUUGAGGAUGCCUGUGUGGAUCAGACGGACGCUGGAGGCAGUGGCUCAGUUGCUAAUACGAAUGGUUCAACGACUGCCAUGGACAGUCAGCAAGCGGCGGAAGCCGAGCCAGAGGUUAAGAUGUCCGCACACGUGGCCACCAAUGGAGCCGGCACUCCCACAACAAGCUCUUCAACGCUCACGCCAGCUGCCACGCCACCAGUUGUAGCCGCAGCUGCACCCACACCCACACCUGUAGCAGCUGCUCCAGCGAAGAAGGAAAAACUUGGAGGCUUCCUGCCCAACGGCUGCAUCUUCCCGCGCUUCAAGAACAACAAGCACAAGGACAAGGACAGCAGUCACAAGGAGGGCAAGAGCAAAGAGAAGACCCUUCUGAAUGCCCUCAAGAAGAGCAAGGAGAAGAAGGUCGCCCCCAGCGAGCAGGCGGCUGGCGAGAAGGCGGCCGCCUCAUCGGACAAUGGCACCACGCAGUACGAGAAGAACUGCAUCAACAAUCUGGAGUGUGAGGUGCAGAAGCUGGAUCUGAACGGCAGCAACAACGACACCAAUAUGUUCAUUAAGCUAAAAGUGUCCUCGGCCAGUGCCACAGCGGCUGCCGCGGCCAAGUAGGCGGAGGAGGGGUAAAGAUGCUGAUUUAUACUCGAACAUUUUGUAGGUAAGUUGGAGUGGGGAAAAGGAGGGAUACCCAAGCCCAGGCACUCAGAAGCGUAGUGGAUAGUGGUGGCUCCACACCGUAGGGAUCACCCUCUGGAGGGAGAGAAGACAGAGAGAUCGAGAUUCAGGGUCUGUAGGAGUCACUGUUGUAGCACGUAGGGUUAGAGUCGUGUAGCAUAUACAAGAUUUAUAUAUACAGAAUACGUUUAUAUAUAUACAACACACAUAUACACAAGUUGAAUCGGUCAAUUUUUGGAUACAAAUCCAGCCGCAGACUCGAAAAGAACCAGAACAGAACUACUCGUAGAACAGUUGUGCCAUGCUCCCCAUGCUCCCUAUGCUCCCGAUGCUCCCCAUGCUCAUAGACAUACAAAUAUAGACGAUGACAUUCACUCGCAGAAUCUUCCCAGAAUCGGCAUUUAACUGAGAAAUGAUAAACGUAUUUAUAUAGUUCAAUAUACAGAUGUUUGCCUUAUAUACAAUAUGUCCCCAAAAAGAGAGAGACAGAGAGAGAUAGAGAGAGAGAGCUAGAGAGCGACAAGAACCUAAAACCACACAACAAAUACAACAUCAAGAAAAAAGAAUCAAUGUAUUUAAGCACACAUUUAGGGACUGCAUUGAUGCCAUGGCAAUCGUCAAAUGUAACUCAUACGCCAAAUGAAUAUCAAUCGCACUCACUCCACCACCACCAACCCAAACACAUCUUAGACUAAAAGGUAUAUCUAUGCUAAUCUAAACCCAUUCCUCCAUUUGUCAAAUCCAAUCUUGGAAUUCCCAAUGUGCAUCCAUCUUGUGAAAGUAUUACAAAUCUUCUUUGAUCUCCGCGCUUUGAAGUUGAGGGGGGAGUACGACCUGCGAUCGACGACCUACGACCCACGACCUCGACCUACGACCUACGACCUGUGGAGGCUUGCCCGCCGCUGCUGCUACGGCUGCUCCUGCGGCUCAAUGAGAAACAACUAACUUAUGUACCUUAAUUGUAUACCCGAACACAGAAGAAGUAUAGUAUACCAAUCCGCAGAGUCGCUAAUAUGUCUUACAUAACUUUUGUUAAAGUUUAACUUUUAACUUCUUGGUACUACUUGUAUGACCUUCUUUUAUAAUUUGUUUAAGUUUUGUGCAUGCUGCUGCUGUCGUUUAACUUUUUAGCUGUAUUUUAAUUGUUUGUUUUUCUAACCCAUCACAAAAAAAAGAACAAAAAAAAGAAACACCCAAUCCCUCAACUUCAAAGGAAGCCAGCCAUUCAUGCAUUCACCCCAUCAUCACAUCUGAAAUA
Molecule: messenger RNA, 3717 nt
Organism: Drosophila pseudoobscura
Lineage: Eukaryota; Metazoa; Arthropoda; Insecta; Diptera; Drosophilidae
Exons: 4
Coding region: 816-2396 (526 amino acids)
Biological process (GO): box C/D snoRNP assembly; rRNA processing
Cellular component (GO): cytoplasm; ribonucleoprotein complex; R2TP complex
Source: RefSeq, a predicted model, not a curated record